Asparagus officinalis (garden asparagus) is the source of this 689-nucleotide messenger RNA. Its product is annotated as peroxidase 55-like. Gene Ontology annotation, molecular function: heme binding; peroxidase activity. Gene Ontology annotation, biological process: response to oxidative stress. NCBI's taxonomy places the organism in Eukaryota, Viridiplantae, Streptophyta, Magnoliopsida, Asparagales, Asparagaceae. The transcript has 3 exons. The coding region runs from base 48 to 689 and encodes 213 amino acids. The record is from RefSeq and is a predicted model, not a curated record.
ACAAUAAGGGAGAGUCUAAACUUCUCAAUAUUAGGGAAAAAAAAUACAUGGAGCUUUGGAGAGCCUUGCUCUUUUAUAUUGUGGUGUUGGUGGUAAUUGAUGUAGGAGAGGCACAACUAAGACACAAUUUCUAUGAGAGUACAUGUCCAAAUGUCGAGCUCAUCGUGAGGCAAACGGUGAUGAAAAAGGUAAAGCAAACCUUCGUCACGGUUCCGGCCACCUUGAGGCUCUUCUUGCAUGAUUGCUUUGUUGAGGGAUGCGACGCGUCAAUCCUGAUCUCAUCCUCAAACGGAGAUGCAGAGAAAGAUGCAGACGACAACCUCUCGCUGGCCGGCGAUGGCUUCGACACUGUGAUCCAGGCCAAACAGGAGGUCGAGUCUGCUUGUCCUGGCGUAGUCUCCUGUGCUGAUAUUUUAGCGAUGUCAGCCAGAGAUGUUGUGGCACUAAGCAAGUAUGUCACAUUGGACUCUCGGCAGGUAGAGAGUGUAGAUCAGAUCAGUGGGAUAUCACAGUGGGUGGAGGGUGAUGCUACUCCACAUUCACAUACUCCAGGUUAUUCUGCAUUAUUUAGGAUUCCAGCUGAUGUGGCACAGUUUGGGGAUCAGAUUGUUCAGGAUGUAGAUGAUAAGUUGGUAGAUUCGAGUGCAGCUGGUGGAUGUAGCUUGUAUAUGGCCAUUGGGUCACCUUAG